ACUUCUACUUCCAAAAGCCGAACGCGCAGUUUAAUUUUCAUUCUGGCUACAGAAAAUAAGAAAAUUGAGAGAGGCCCAGUGCCUGCUCUUGCUUGUGCUAAAAUGCAAGUAAUUGAUUUGACAAAUUCUGAAGAUUCUUUUGAAGUCGACAAUGAUGUCAUAUGCCUUGAUGUAAGUUUACCUGAGGUUAUUGAAACGAUACAAGUUAUUACUGUGCCAGAUGCUACCACUUCAUCUACCCUGUUGAAUGAUGAAAAAAAAGAGGGCAAAUCAUUUGUAGAAAAGAUAAGCGUCUCCACCCAAACUGAGAAACUAAUACUCUGUGGGGUUUGUUUGGAAGAUUUAAUUAAGGUGCGAAAUUCCGAUAUGGAAGAAAUAGUUUCUACAAUCUGUGGGCAUCUUUUUUGUAGGAGGUGCAUAAUGACAGCCAUUAGUGUAUUCCAUAAGUGCCCAGUCUGUCGUAAACGUUUAGGAGUGAAAAGCUUCCACCCUAUUUUUUUUUAAUUUCUUCAUUUUGAGCUUUUAAUUGGUUUCCGCAAUCAUUUUAUGUAUAGAAAUAUUUUUGUAAGUUUUUAUUAUGCUUAACGUUUUGUAAGAAAAUGAGUGCAUUCCUGAAUGCUAAAUUCUAAAUAAAUAUGUUGCUUUUCUUUUCCAAA
Uloborus diversus is the source of this 656-nucleotide messenger RNA. RefSeq lists its product as uncharacterized. The record is from RefSeq and is a predicted model, not a curated record. The transcript has 6 exons. Bases 103 to 504 code for a protein of 133 amino acids. Gene Ontology annotation, molecular function: transcription factor binding. NCBI's taxonomy places the organism in Eukaryota, Metazoa, Arthropoda, Arachnida, Araneae, Uloboridae. Gene Ontology annotation, biological process: positive regulation of transcription by RNA polymerase II.